Molecule: messenger RNA, 519 nt
Organism: Schistosoma rodhaini
Lineage: Eukaryota; Metazoa; Platyhelminthes; Trematoda; Strigeidida; Schistosomatidae
Source: the annotation of a GenBank genome assembly
UUUUAAUCUGGAAAAACAUUUUUUUGGAAAAGAGCUCAGAAACUCAACAACAACAACAAAAUGAAGUUGAUUCUGUUAUUCAUUUUACUAAUCUUUUUGAAUGUAGAUUUAUCAAAAGCAACUCCAAUUGAUUCGGGAAAUUCUACUGAAAAGAAUAUAGAUUGUGAAAUUAAAAUAAUUAAAGGAAUACAAAAAUUAAUUAUUAAAUCUUCUGGACAAAAUCAAACUCUAAUUGAAUCAGUAUUAAAAACGGAUAAUUUAGAAGGGAAAUUACAUGAACUUAUAGCUACAUUUAUAAGUAGUAUUGGUGAACAAAUAAAUGGACAGGAUUCUCAAUGAAUAUGGAACAUUUGGCAGAUAGCUAGCUAAUUUACAAUAUUUUUUUCUUAUUUUCUGUAUUAUUUAAUAAAUGAUGAUUUAAUUUGAACUUUGCGAAAAAUUUGAUUUUUUCUUUUUUUUUAGUUUAUAAAAAUGAUAAAAUUAUUUUAAUUAUGAUCAUUAAUAAAAAAUUAAGUUACA